Messenger RNA from Pectinophora gossypiella (pink bollworm), 2777 nucleotides. RefSeq lists its product as uncharacterized. The record is from RefSeq and is a predicted model, not a curated record. The transcript is spliced from 2 exons. Bases 127 to 1956 code for a protein of 609 amino acids. Lineage: Eukaryota; Metazoa; Arthropoda; Insecta; Lepidoptera; Gelechiidae.
CCUCCAUAAUUGAAACGACCAAUCACAGCACCGCAUUUGCGUCACAUGAUCAGUAAAACAGUAUGGCGGUUGUUGAGUGCCGGCGAAAACUUGUGUGUGGUUUUUUAACUAAUUUAAUGUGAAAAUAUGGAUGAAUUAGCCCAAUUUGUUAAAAAAUGUGAUCCUAAACAUGCUAGGAAACGACCACGCGAUCCAUCUUCAUGGAAGCGUGAAGUGGAGCGCAAGAAACGGUACGAAGCCAAGAAAUUGCCAACAUUUCCACAAUGUGAGCACGAUCAAAAAUCUUUUCGCUGUACCUUACUUACAUGUCAAGAUAUACGAAGGUUUCACAAAAACUUUUAUAAAUGUACGACGAAACUUCAGCAAGAUAAUUUUAUUCUGAGAUAUUGCAGUAUCAAGAAAGCGGAGAAAUCCAAGCCGGAUAGCAAGAGGAAAUUAGCCACAAAAUAUUCUAUAUGUUCUAAAGACGGACUGCUUGUUCCCGUAUGUCGAAACACAUUUUUGAACGCUUUACAAAUAAAAAAAGAUCGGGUCCAAGGGGUAAUGACCAGAUUUUAUAACAGCGAAGGCUCUCCCAUUAAAGAGACAAGAGGAGGCGAUCGUAAAUCAUUUCUGUAUGAAGCAAAAAAACUCUCAGUACAAUGGUUUAUAGAAAAAUUUAAAGGUCAAGAAAGCCAUUACUGCAGAUCACAAACAAAAAGACUAUACUUGCCAUCCGGAUUAAAUAUUAGAAAAAUGUGGAGGAUCUAUAAUGACUCAAGAGAUGCUGAACUAAAAGUUAAACAAAGUUUUUUUCGGAGUAUAUUUAACAGGUACUAUAACAUCGGAUUCGGCACCCCGAGAACAGACGUAUGUUCUACUUGUAUAUCUUUGCAGGAACAACUAAAAGUUGAAAAAGAUGUUACAAAAAGAAACGAGUUAAUGAUUCAGAAAAGACUCCACGGUCUUAAAUACAAAGCGUUUUACAGCAUAUUGAAGGAAGAUAGCCAAGACACCAAAACGAUAAGCUAUGACUGUCAAAAAAAUCAGCCUCUGCCGAAAUUGCCCGAUCAGUCUGCCUAUUUCAGCAGGCAGUUUAAUUUUUACCACUUUGCUAUAGUGGAGGGCAAUUCGAAAGCUAAACUCGGAAAAGAAAACGUACAUUCUUACUAUUGGAAUGAAACAACUCACGCCAAAGGAGGCAAUGAAAUUAUAAGUGCCGUUUACCAUUUUCUACAGAAUGUAGAGAUCUCAGAACAUAUAAAAGUUCUUCGCAUGGUUUGUGAUGGUUGUUCGGGCCAAAAUAAAAACACUGGUAUGAUCAGCAUGCUAGGUAAAUGGCUUUCUGUUGAAGCCCCAAGACAUCUGAAAAAAAUUGAAUUGAUUUUCCCAAUUGUUGGACAUUCGUUCAUACCGCCUGAUCGUGUCUUCGCCAAAAUUGAAAAGACGCUGAAGACAAAAGAAGUUGUAACGUCUCCAUCGGAAUAUGCAGCUGUGUUACAAGAACAUGGAUCAUGCGUAGACCUAGCAUCGAUUCCAGUUUAUGACUGGAAGACAGCUUAUGCUUCCAUCAUUAAACCGACGACAUCCUGGCACUUCCCUUUUAUGAAAUCGAAGCGCUUUUUUAUUACUCGUACCAAAACGGAAAAUGUUUUGGUACAGGGUGAAGAAGCUUAUAGAACGGAGCGAAACACAAAAAAAAUAAUAACGAAAAAAAAUAAAAAAAUUAUAAUGAUUGCUCCACAGGUUAUUCAACCUAACACAAUCGUACCAAAAGCAUCGAAAUUGAACGAUGUUUAUGGCCUCCUUAAAAAACAUUUUGGGGACGAAUGGAAAAAUUUAGAAUGUUUAAAAUAUUAUAAAGAUUUGGAGGGCAUUGGGAAUAAUGAUUCUCAAGAUAACGAACGCGAUGAUGAUGAUGAUGACUGUAAUGGUUUAUGCGAGCCAGGCUUUGAAGAAGUUGCCAUAAAUGUAUAAAGUAAGAGCUAUCUGCGCAAUGAAUACUAGUGUUUUAAGCUUGUGUUAAUUAUAAUAUUAGGGUUAAGCUCAGUUAUUAAUAAAAAAUUGCUAUUGAAAAGAUCCGAUGUUUUUAUUUUAGGUAUUUACCUAGCUACAUUAGAACUAAUCUAACUCAUCUGGCCCUAAUACAUUUUGCAUAACGCCAUCCACCCGAGUUUUAUUCCUGGUUGCAAAACCCGCCAAAAUAUGACAAUUUAUUUUCAAAACCCGCUGUAACGGCAGGUUAAUUUCAAUCUCCUCUAUAACAAAUUUUUAAAUGCUUUUAACGGUUUCAUAACUUUAAUUUUUUUCCUUGUCCAGCCUAAAUUAGUGUUGUCAUGUCAUAAACUAAAUUAUUAGCAUAAAAAAAUCCCAGUAAGUUGUAUUGAUUAAGCUCUAACGAUUUUUUGUAUCCUGUGAUAUUUUUGAAAAAUGUGUUUUAGUGGGUUUUGAUACUAUACCCCUCAUAUCUACCACACCUACAAGAACAUUACAGGCUGAUCACCUGAUUGUCCGACAGUAAGAUGAUCCGUGCUUCGGAAGGCACGUUAAGCUGUUGGUCCCGGUUACUACCUACUGAUGUAAGUAUGUAGUCGUUAGAUGAGCCAUAUCAGGGGGCCUUUGGCGGCUCAAUAAUAACCCUGACACCAGGUUUGAUGGGGUUGGUAAUCCACCUCACAACUCACACGAUAGAAGAAGACCUACAAGAAAGAUUGUGUGGUACGGACUUUUGUAGCCUGGAAAGCUUAAACUACUGUACCGAUUUAGAUGAAAUUUGUGCGCGCGAAAGCCGAAGUCAC